This is a messenger RNA of Aspergillus caelatus, 389 nucleotides long. RefSeq lists its product as uncharacterized. The transcript has a single exon. Bases 95 to 298 code for a protein of 67 amino acids. The record is from RefSeq and is a predicted model, not a curated record. Lineage: Eukaryota; Fungi; Ascomycota; Eurotiomycetes; Eurotiales; Aspergillaceae.
CUGGCCAUAUCGCCAUUUGCAACCUAGCUAAGGCUAAGUGGUAAAAAAAGGAAAAAAAAAGGAAAAAGACGCUUUCUUCCUGAGGUACAAGCGAAUGUUGGAUGAAUGCAUGUUGGGUAACAUUCUUUCACUCAGUCUCCAGCUUGCUGUAUCUUUCUUCUUUACUUUUUCUUUACUUUUGCCCUUGUACCUUCGUUUUUUCCUUCGUUUCUUUUUGGAUCACUCGCUUUUGAAAUACCCUUUUUGUUCUAUUCUCAUUCGCUCAGCCUCACCUUCAACGGUCUCAGAUCUCAUCUGACCUUUGGCCCCGUAAAGCGGCACGACGCUGUUGUCAUGAGCACUUAGCACUUUGACAGUUGCCCUUUUAACGUCAUACGCCCUCAAGGGCA